AUGAUCAAGCAUGUUUAUCUUAGUGCGAUAUCGGAACAACAUUUUCCAAGCCUGAAAGGGAUUUACGUGCAUGAUAAUCACUUGAAAACCAUUGACAUGGAAAUAUUUAGCAGCAUGAAGUCAUUAGCUUGGUUAUAUUUAAAUAAUAACAAAAUCGAGCGCGUCCAUGGACCAAUCGUAGGUUCUACAUUAAAGCAACUCCUCUUAUCGUCAAAUCGCCUAACGGAACUAGAUUGUUGCAACUGGAAUUUAAGCUCGUUGACAUCCUUUGAUUUAGAAAAAAACAAGUUAAAACGAUUACCAACAUGCUUGAGCAGUGCAAUGCCGAUUAUAGAUACCAUAAACGUAGGUUCAAAUGAGCUCGAAGACGACGGGUUUUGGAGCACAAUAACUUCCAUGAGAAGCUUGCAGACUCUUAUAGUGAAGCAUAAUAGUUUAUCGAAUGUGAACUUAACCAACAUUACCGUCCAACUUAAUUCGCUCGAUUUGAGUAAUAACAAAUUACGCAAUUUGACCAUCCCUUUGACAUCGGGACCACUCUACAUCAAUGUAAAAUGCAAUUAUAUUGACGAAUUUGAUCUUCCCAGUAUGUCCUCUAAUAUUAGCAAAUUAGAUAUGAUGUGUAAUCCAAUGGAUUGUUCCUAUUCAAAAAUGCAAAUCAUUGGCAUGAAUCACUCCGAAGCACAAUAUAGUAUUUGCAAAACAAAUGGCUUCGGUGAGCACUGUUACGGACCAAGUUGCAUACCAUUUUCGUAA
Molecule: messenger RNA, 756 nt
Organism: Anopheles nili
Lineage: Eukaryota; Metazoa; Arthropoda; Insecta; Diptera; Culicidae
Product: prolargin-like
Exons: 1
Coding region: 1-756 (251 amino acids)
Cellular component (GO): extracellular matrix
Molecular function (GO): protein binding
Source: RefSeq, a predicted model, not a curated record